CUCGCAUCAAGUCGACGUUCCGUGUCGCGAUAAUACUGCGAAAAUAUAUCUAAUUCCACAUGCAAUCUGCCUUCAGUCCCUCAUGAGGGGAUAAUACUGGGGACCCGCUACAGCAUAUUACAACACUAGAAUCUCGAAGGGGCCUUCGUCUGAACGGGUUGCCCGGCAUCUUUGGAUUCCUAUAGUUGCGCUCUAAGGGAUUAAGACGGGGCGCGAAUUGAUCCAAUGAGUUGUCACAACGUCUCUCCAUCAUCCAUUGAGGAGACGGAAAAUGAAAUCGCAGAGUUAGAGCGAAGACUCUCGGUCGCUAGGGCGAAACUCAGACCGAAGACUGAGAAUCAAAAAACCCAUUCCGAACACAGCCAACCCCCUACACAAUCUGCGCACCAUUACCUGCUUCUCCUUUCCGAUUCAGCCCUCCCUCUAGGUUCCUUCGCCUUCAGCAGCGGUCUAGAGUCCUACCUCGCACACACCCCUCGCAACCAUGCCUCUUUCUCCGCCUUCCUCCCCGAGUCUCUGUCCUCCUACGCCUCGACAACUCUCCCCUUCGUCCUCGCCGCCCACCGCGACCCCGCCGCUGUAGCCGACCUCGACGACGCCCUCGACGCCGCCAUCAUCUGCACCGUUGGCCGCCGCGCCUCCGUCGCCCAGGGCCGCGCCCUGGUAUCCGUCUGGGAACGCAGCUUCGCUGGCUCGCUGCCUGAGGAAGCCGUGGAAACGCUGCGCCCUUAUGUGGCGCUCUUAAGGUCAACUGUGGUCGCCUCCAGCCUAUCUCCCCACACUCCCACUUCCACUUCCACUUCCUCGUCUUGUUCUUCUUCAAGGUCAGAUGCAAAAGAUCUACCGCCACCUGUAUCCGCCCACCUCGGACCCGUAUUUGGCGCCGUCUGUAGACUCGUCGGCUUGACGCUACACCAGACCGCCUACGUGUUCAUGUUGAGCCACGUCAAAGCUCUGGUCUCGGCGGCCGUGAGGGCGAGCGUGUUCGGUCCUUAUCAGGCACAGAAAGUACUCGGUGGCGCUGACGUGCAGAGGAUGAUUGUAACACUUAUCGAAAGGGAAUGGUCGACGCCCGUCGAGGAGGCCGGGCAGACUAUGCCCAUGAUGGACCUCUGGAUUGGGAGGCACGAGCUGCUCUAUUCUCGCAUUUUCAACAGCUAGAGAGUCCGCUGCAGCGGCACGAGAGAAAGAAGGGAAAGCAGCAAGGGCGUCUGGGUAUCAUGAGUCGCUUCUAUAUUGUUGAUAUUCAUACAAAUUAAAACACCCUC
Messenger RNA from Sodiomyces alkalinus F11, 1268 nucleotides. RefSeq lists its product as hypothetical. Lineage: Eukaryota; Fungi; Ascomycota; Sordariomycetes; Glomerellales; Plectosphaerellaceae. The record is from RefSeq and is a predicted model, not a curated record. Gene Ontology annotation, molecular function: nickel cation binding. The coding region runs from base 226 to 1161 and encodes 311 amino acids. The transcript has 2 exons.